GCGCGCGCGCACGGCUGAGAUUGCCACUCGCGCGUGCGUGUGUGCGCUCCUUCUCGCCCUCUCGAUUCCUGACAGCCUCGAGGGGCAUCGUGGUCGUUUCGGCGACGACGACGACAGGCACCGCUCGACCGCCGCGUAGGAAUUGUAAUAGGGGCGCGUGCACAAAACAAACGGGGCUCCCCUUCCGUUCUCUCCACCGCCGAGCCGAUCGCGUCUCCUCCUCGUUAACCCUCUCCCGCAAGACGACGACGACGUUCUCUUGACGAAGCCAGCUGCCGCAAGAGGGGAAGAGAGGGCGCGCGUGUGCGGGCGCGUUCGGUGGAAAAGGAAACUUGCGUGCGAGUGGGUUCUACCGCUCUCGUCGCAACGCCCGAGCGAAGCGGUGAGAACAGACCACUGCUUGUGUUUCUGGUGUGGUGCGGCCGAGACGAAGAACGUGUUUAUCUAGUCGAAAGGCGGGGGACCCGGUGGGGGCAACUCCGCGCGAAAUGUGGAUGUGUCGGCGACGACGUCUUGUGCUGCGUUGUCUUCGCUGCGGCGGCAGCCGCCUGAGCGAGCGGCAUCAGCGUUGAAUCGCCGAGCGCCGCUGCGACCGCCGACGACGUCCGGCUCACGCUGCUGAGCCGCCAGCUAUACUGCUGUCGGACAGGGUGUCCAACCGGUUAGAAGCUGUCAACCCCGACAGGACAACGGAGCAUUCACGUCUGCGCUAAAGUGAGUUAGCGGGUGACAGUUCUCGUUGUGUCGGGUUCGGUCAGGAGCCAGGAAGCGAGCUACACUACCGAUUGUCGUCAACGAGAUAACGACGGCGGUGAGCACGGCUGAAACAAGUUAGUAGCAGCUGCGUGCUAGAGAUCCCGGCCUGGUUCUUCAAGCCGUGCUGUUACAGGAUCAGUGAGCAAGAAGCUGCUGAUCGAAAUCUAGGCCCGCAGGGCCAGCUUUUUCACUACAAGGAAACGCUACGAACGCGACGUAGUAGUGCUGGUCGAAGCCGCACUCUUGGUUUCCGAGGUCCUGCACUCGCAGGAUCAGUCGAGGAGCCGGCGACAAGCUGCGCGGGCCCCAGGUUCCCAGCCCAGCCUAUAGGGACACCAGCGAAUUCGCGUCAAGGUUGCACUGGAAGCAGGGAGCCGCAGAACUCGGCGGUGUACCAUGAGCAGUCUAAAAGACACGGUCGUUCCGGAGCUGGACGAGUCUCGCAAGGGUGAACUGCCGGUGGUGCACGAGGUGAACAACGUCGAGCUGCACGGUGGCGGGGGCGCCCGCACGGACAAGUUCCCGACGACCGGCGGCAAGCUGACGUUUGCCGACAUUCCGUCCGAAGACCCGCGCGACAAGAAGUGUCGCGUGGCCCAACUCAAGUCCAGGAUCGCCGUGUUCAGGAGAACCCGGUCUCUGAAUGCGCCAAGCCCAGUGUACCAGUUCGGACCAUGCGGUCGCAUCCUCAAGAACUCAGCCAUGGUCAUGACCAUACAGGACCCCGCGGGCCAGCGGCUGACGUGGCACAAGCCGCCGCUGUCUGUGCUCGUCAUCAAGAAGCCCAUGGACGCCACCGUCGUCAAGCCCUUCAACGAGCUCGUCGAGUGGCUCAUCUGGGUCAAAAACAUGGUUGUUUUCGUUGAAGACGCCAUCUUGGAGGACCCCUUCCUGAAGAACAACAAGGCCUUCCUGGAGGUCAAGGACAAGCUCUGCACCUUCAACGAAGGCAGAGAUGACCUCACAGACCGGAUCGACUUCAUCAUCUGUCUCGGCGGAGACGGCACGCUGCUGUACGCUUCUUCGCUUUUUCAGCAAAGCGUGCCCCCCGUGAUGGCUUUCCACAUGGGCUCCCUGGGAUUCCUCACUCCGUUCGACUUUGACCACUUCCAGGACAAGGUCAACAACGUUCUCGAAGGGCAUGCUGCACUCACGCUACGGAGCAGACUAAAAUGCAGCAUAUACCGCAGUGAGAGCGAUCCCAACGACAAUAAUCUCAACUGCAACUCAUCCUGCCUAAAACGACUCUCCGGGCCUUGUCAACAGCAAGUUCUCAACGAGGUCGUCGUGGACCGGGGUCCGUCGCCCUACCUGUCCAACAUCGACCUCUACCUGGACGGCAAACUCAUCACCACUGUCCAGGGAGAUGGUCUGAUCGUGUCCACGCCCACGGGUUCAACGGCGUACGCGGUGGCGGCGGGCGCCUCCAUGAUCCACCCCAGCGUGCCGGCCAUCAUGGUGACGCCCAUCUGCCCGCACUCUCUCUCCUUCCGCUCCAUCGUCGUGCCGGCCGGCGUGGAGCUCAAGAUAAUGGUAUCGCCCGAAGCCCGAAGUUCGGUAUGGGCCUCCUUCGACGGUCGUCUGCGUCAGGAGCUUCAACAUGGAGAAAGCCUGAAGGUGACGACGUCCAUCUACCCGGUGCCUUCGAUCUGCGACCAGGACCAGAUAUCGGACUGGUUCGACAGCCUCGCCGAGUGCCUGCACUGGAACAUGCGAAAGAAGCAGCGCCAGCUCACCGAAAGCGUCGACGUCGAGACGGGCACGGACUCCAAAUAACGCGCCACGUUUCCGUUAAACGCGCCCCGAGGAGAGUCCCCCCACGACGUUGCCCUUCACAUCUCCCCCUCCCCCCCACUCCCUCUCGUUUUAUUUUAAGCGUUAUUCUUGCCGUGUUUCUGCUCUGUAUACAAUUUUUCAUGAAGGAAGUUUGAUCGCGAU
This is a messenger RNA of Dermacentor albipictus, 2694 nucleotides long. Its product is annotated as NAD kinase-like. Gene Ontology annotation, molecular function: NAD+ kinase activity. Gene Ontology annotation, biological process: NAD+ metabolic process; NADP+ biosynthetic process. The record is from RefSeq and is a predicted model, not a curated record. Lineage: Eukaryota; Metazoa; Arthropoda; Arachnida; Ixodida; Ixodidae.